This is a messenger RNA of Oppiella nova, 727 nucleotides long. The record is from the annotation of a GenBank genome assembly. NCBI's taxonomy places the organism in Eukaryota, Metazoa, Arthropoda, Arachnida, Sarcoptiformes, Oppiidae.
CGUCGACCGCAACAACUCUUCGGCCAAUAGUGGCAGCGAUUACAACAAACAGACAAAAGCGUCGCCAAAGGGUCGCGCAAAGAGUGGGCGGAAACCCAUGAGAAACGAUAAGUUGACUCCCGAGGAGGAGAAGAAGCGACACCAGCGCCGGGAGCGCAACAAACAGGCGGCCGCGCGCUGUCGUAAGCGGCGUAUGGAUCACACGAACCUUCUGUUGAUAGAGACGGACGGCUUGGAGGAGAAGCGACAGUCACUGCUGAACGAAGUGGAAGAGCUCCGCAAACAGAAGGAUGAGUUGGAGUACAUUCUGUCGACACAUAAAAUGAAUUGCAAAAUGAAUGCAUCGAAAGCCCAUGAGAUGGAUGUGAAGCCAGUGGUGAGCAACGGGUCGGUCAUAGCGAUGAGCGCGUCGGCCAAGUCGAGGCCCACCUCAUUGCCACUGACCUGCAUGAACACCGACCCCAUGUCCGACACGGGAAUACCCAUUCAGACGCCGUCCACUGGUCUCAUCCUUGAGGCAUUUGCUGAGAGCGGCACUGGUCUCACACCAGUGCUCACGCCGUCCGUCAUCACCCCUUCCUCUCACUUUCGCCAUAAACUGAGUCCCAAUACUGACAAGAAGUUUCUUCAAUUAAAUUAACACAUUAUGCAACUAAUCAUCAAAACUUUUAUUUAUUUUGAAGUCAUAUUUAGUCAACACAUUUCUAUUUUUAAGAGUAAUGACCGG